AUGGAGGAACUAAUGAAAACAAAAAGGCCAAUAAGAACAACUGCAACUGCAAUAAUCUAUUAUCACCGUUUUAAAGCGUUUAUAUCAGAGAAAGAAAAGGUCAUUCACGUUGACGGCUCAAUUAAUGCAGAAGAUGCAAUCAAUGCUAAUGAAGAACUACUAGCAACUACCUGCCUUCAACUCGCUUGUAAAGCAACAGAAGUUCCUAGAAAAGUAAGAGAUUUGGUUAAUGUCGGUUAUCGCUACUAUCAUUCAGACGGAUCGACACUAGAUGUAGAUGAGAGCUAUUUCAAAAUGAGGGCUUCAUUAGUAACAACAGAAUUAUUGCUAGUGCGGGCACUAGGUUUUGAUUUAGAAGUAGAACUACCCUUUGCUUAUUGUCUAAAUGUACUAAGAGGAUUAGCAUCCAUUCGCUAUUUUAUGAUGGACGAAACAAAGAAAUAUUCACGAAAACAGCAGCAUUAUCCACCAGCACAAAAAGAGAUUUGGAAACGUAUGGAAACAGAUAUGAGCCCUGAAAUGAGUGCAAUAGCUAGACUAGCUUGGGUAUACAUUUGGGAUAGUCUAUGCUCACCCAAGAUUGCCUUAUCACAUCCUGUACCGGUCAUUGGGCUUGGAUGCCUUUACCUUGCUCUUCGCACCUUACAAACUGAAAUGUCCAUGAACAUGAAUGAGUAUGUCGAUUUAUGGGGCGCAUCAGAGAAUAUGUCUGUUCAAGCUGUUCGUGAUUUUAUUACAGACUUUUUAGAAUUUCAUGACAGAAUAUCGCUAUCAGAAAGCCAAUAG
Rhizopus microsporus ATCC 52813 is the source of this 786-nucleotide messenger RNA. RefSeq lists its product as uncharacterized. Gene Ontology annotation, cellular component: cyclin/CDK positive transcription elongation factor complex; nucleus. Lineage: Eukaryota; Fungi; Mucoromycota; Mucoromycetes; Mucorales; Rhizopodaceae. The record is from RefSeq and is a predicted model, not a curated record. Gene Ontology annotation, biological process: positive regulation of DNA-templated transcription, elongation; regulation of transcription by RNA polymerase II. The transcript has 5 exons. Gene Ontology annotation, molecular function: cyclin-dependent protein serine/threonine kinase activator activity. Bases 1 to 786 code for a protein of 261 amino acids.